Molecule: messenger RNA, 795 nt
Organism: Thlaspi arvense
Lineage: Eukaryota; Viridiplantae; Streptophyta; Magnoliopsida; Brassicales; Brassicaceae
Source: the annotation of a GenBank genome assembly
GAAAACCCUAGCAUAACCAUAUAUAAACUCUCUCGUCACUGACAUUGGAACUCUUCCUAAGGAGAGCUGCUACUUUGCAACCAUGUCGAAGCGAGGACGAGGAGGAACCUCUGGUAACAAGUUCAGGAUGUCGCUGGGUCUCCCAGUGGCAGCCACGGUGAACUGUGCUGACAACACUGGAGCCAAGAAUCUGUACAUCAUUUCGGUGAAAGGAAUCAAGGGUCGUCUGAACCGUUUGCCAUCAGCCUGUGUUGGUGAUAUGGUUAUGGCUACGGUCAAGAAGGGAAAGCCUGAUCUCCGUAAGAAGGUUCUGCCAGCUGUCAUCGUCAGGCAGAGGAAGCCAUGGCGCCGAAAGGACGGUGUCUUCAUGUAUUUUGAGGAUAAUGCUGGUGUCAUUGUCAAUCCCAAGGGUGAAAUGAAAGGAUCUGCCAUCACCGGACCAAUCGGAAAGGAGUGUGCCGACCUGUGGCCAAGAAUCGCUAGUGCUGCCAACGCCAUCGUUUAAGCAAAACCUUGAGAUCUUUAUCUGUGUUGAACGUUUUGCACCCCUCUGUUGAGGAUGUUUUGUCUUUGUUUUAGACUUCUGUUGUGCCUUGAACUUGAUUCUAGUUACUAUAAAAACGUGCCAUUUCUUCGCUUUAGUUUUUUCUGCAUAUUGUUUACUUUAUUUUACUUUUAUCCUGCUAGUAUGAGAUCUGUCCUUUUAAUCCGCAUGUGUUGACUGCUUCUAUGAUAAUAGCUAUACCCAGUUUCAACGAUGUAAACUAGAUUUUUAUAUCAACCCUGAAUUUAUAA